AUGAAUAAUAAUCCUCAAGACAGUUCUAAGCGCGUUGGAAAUUGGGGUCCACGACAAGCUCCUAACCUUGAUCCAAAUCGUCAAUGGGCAGCACUCCGGCGUCGUUAUGAGUGGAAUGAUUCUUAUGAUGACACAGUAGCUCCCAGAGAUCAAGAAUUAGAGAAUGAACUUUUUGGAGAAGAAAAUCACGUUCACACAGGAAUAAACUUUGCCAAAUAUUCAUCGAUUAAAGUCAGCGUCAAACCUGAAGGUACAAUAACUCCAGUACCCACAUUUGACGAAGCUAACCUUCAUUCAGCAAUGAAAGAUAAUAUUAAGCUAGCUAGGUACUCGGUUCCUACACCAGUUCAGCUGUUUGGAAAAGCGAAGAAACUUGCAGCUCCUCGCCCUCCAGCCGGUGCACGCAGAUUCAAAGCUGAACCUUUGGUUCUAAUUAUCGCCCCUACACGUGAAUUAGCCACUCAAAUAUUUGAUGAAUGUCGUCGAUUUACCUAUAGAAGCAUGAUGAGGCCUUGUGUUGUAUAUGGAGGUGCCGACUCUCUUCCACAGAAAAAUGAAUUAGCAAAAGGUUGCGAUGUUUUGACGGCAACCCCAGGUCGAUUAAAUGAUUUUGUUGAAAGAGGUUUUAUUAGCCUUCGUCGAGUCAAAUAUCUUAUACUUGAUGAGGCUGAUCGUAUGCUGGAUAUGGGGUUUGAAAAUGAUAUUAGGAAAAUCGUACAAAAAUCAGACUUAUGCGAUGACGGAACAAGACAAACCCUUAUGUUUUCUGCCACAUUUCCAAAGUCUAUCCGUUCGCUUGCUAAAGAUUUUCUAGCAGAAAAAUACAUCUUCUUAACGGUUGGUCGAUUGGGUAGUACUACUAGCGAUAUCACUCAAAAGAUUAUGUACGUUGAAGAUCAAGGCAAACGUAAUUCACUUGUCGAGUUAUUACUAAAACAGCCGCCAUCCCGAACACUCAUAUUUGUUGAGACAAAACGUGGAGCGGACUCGCUUGAUGAUUACUUAUAUAAUCAGAAUUUUCCAACGACAAGUAUUCACGGGGAUCGCACACAAAGAGAAAGAGAAGAUGCAUUAAUAUCUUUCAAGAAUGGGCGUUCGCCCAUCUUGAUCGCCACGGCUGUUGCAGCUCGGGGUCUCGAUAUCAAAAAUGUAAUGCAUGUCAUAAAUUAUGAUCUUUGUAACGAUAUAGAUGAAUACGUUCAUCGGAUCGGAAGAACGGCUCGUGUUGGUAAUCAAGGGCUGGCUACAACCUUUUAUAACGAACGAAAUUCGGAGAUUGCUCCCGAAUUAGUGAAAAUUUUGCAACAAAAACCUGGUUGGGAUGCCAAAAAUACUUGGGAUGGCAAACCUUCAUGGGAUGCUAACCAGCCUGUGACUUCCUCAACGGUUCAAAAUGAUGGAUGGUCAGCAAAUAAUUCUGUAGCGCCACAACAGCCGCCUCCUCAACCUUCAUAUCAAUCGUUUCAGCCACAAGGCAUGCCAUCAUAUGCAAAUCAACCUCCUCCGCAAUCGCCGUCACAAUUUUCACAACCUCAAUAUGGCGGUACUUCACCUAAAGUCAACCUGCCAAAGUCGAAUAUCCAAUAUGGUACGAACCCACAACAAUCGUAUGGUUAUAAUGCGCAAACGCCACAAUCAUAUGGAUCAGGUGGUUACGGGAAUCCUUCCAACAAUGGUCCUCGACAAAAUUAUUACAAUAAUGAUGAUACGAACAGAUUUGACGAUUCCAUUAACGAUAAUUAUCAAAAUGCGAGUCCGUCUCGACCUAGGUCUGAAUCACCAAAAAAUCAAAGGAACCAACUCCGUAUGGAAAGUGAAGUAAGGAACGAUCCGCCUCCUAAUUCUGACAGUUGGGGUAAUCCAGGACAACAACAAAAUAAGCCAUGGGAUCCAAGUCAUGUGCCAUGGUAA
This is a messenger RNA of Funneliformis geosporum, 1911 nucleotides long. Lineage: Eukaryota; Fungi; Glomeromycota; Glomeromycetes; Glomerales; Glomeraceae. The record is from the annotation of a GenBank genome assembly.